Molecule: messenger RNA, 2550 nt
Organism: Beauveria bassiana ARSEF 2860
Lineage: Eukaryota; Fungi; Ascomycota; Sordariomycetes; Hypocreales; Cordycipitaceae
Product: CDC45-like protein
Exons: 2
Coding region: 1-2550 (849 amino acids)
Biological process (GO): double-strand break repair via break-induced replication; mitotic DNA replication preinitiation complex assembly; DNA replication initiation
Cellular component (GO): DNA replication preinitiation complex
Molecular function (GO): chromatin binding; DNA replication origin binding; single-stranded DNA binding
Source: RefSeq, a predicted model, not a curated record
AUGUACCUACCGCGCUCUCUGAUCUCCAAGCUCUAUAUUCACCUCCAGAACUCGCGACAUCCGCUCUCUCCUCCCGUUCUUAUCCUUGUCGCCCUCGAGCCCGACGCCCUCUGUGGCUGCCGCAUAUUGACUCGUCUACUCAAGCAUGACUACAUCCCCCACAAGAUACAGCCCAUCUCGGGCUACGCCGAUCUCGAGAAGGCUGGCAAGGAGCUCGUCGUGCCCAUGAUGCAGUCGCAGGGCGGCGCCGGUGGCCUUGUCGUUUGCCUCGGCGUUGGGGGCAUGGUUGAUCUGGGUCCGCUCCUUGGUCUCGAGCCUGAGGGCGAGGAGAAUCCCUACAGCGGUGUCGAAGUCUGGGUGCUCGAUGCUCAUCGCCCCUGGAACUUAGCCAAUGUUUUUGGCGGCUUUCCGCUGCAGCCCUCAUCAGACGAGGCAGUGUCCUACCAGUCGCGCAGCCCGGUGGGCGUAUCGGGUGGCGAAAUCGGACGCGCCUACAACUCUGAACGGGGCGGGAUUGUCGUCUUUGAUGACGGCGAUAUCGAAGAAGAACUCAUGACCGAGCGUGACGCGUAUCUGGCGCUCGUAGACAUGCCGGAUAUAGACAACGACGGCAACGAUGACUACGGAUUGAGUGAUGACGACGACGAACCUGAGCCUCGCGCGCUCGCCGGACAAAAACGCAAGAGCUUGCCCGACAAUGAUGAGCUGACCGACGACGACGAUGACAGACCCGCCCGACGACGGCGGAGCAACUCGUCGAGCUCAAUACCCGUUUCUCCGAGACGCCCAACACAACGAGGACUGGUCUCGCUCCGAGAUCCGGAACUGGGACUUUCUAGCGAUCCGCUCGAGCCUCCAUCUGGCGCACAGGAGCCUCCCGCACCUUCGGCCCGCGCCCUUCGACGAAAAUUGUUGCGAAUGAGAAGUGAAAAGGAGUCUGUGCUACAACAAUACUACAAGAUGGGAUCAUCGUUUUCAGAGCCAGUCUCCUCCAUGAUGUAUUCUUUGGCCUCGGAGCUCGGUCGCGAAGACAACGACUUGCUGUGGCUUACGAUUGUUGGUGUGACGUCAAUGGAGCUGUACGGGAAGUCAUCGGCGGGUGUCGCCGUCUCGAUCCGAGCCUCGGACAAGAACGUACCAACAGGGUGGAUGGGAGUGCGUGGCGCGCGCCUCCGCCAGCUGCUACGAGACGAAGUUAGGCGAUUAAACCCCCCAGAGAUCACCAAUGGACGAGUUGCCUCGGAGAACACGGGCGUCAUUCCGACGACAGCGCGCAACCCUGAAGACACGGGCAUUAGGCUAUCGCCAGAGCCGCGCUUUCUUCUCAUCCGCCAUUGGAGCCUAUACGACAGCAUGCUACACUCGCCAUACUUGUUCUCGCGUUUAAAGACGUGGAGCGAGACUGGAAUCAAGCGCCUGCACAAACUACUGGCCAAGAUGGGCGUUAGUCUUGCGCAGUGUAAACAAAGCUACACGCACAUGGACAUGAUGUUAAAAAGAGAGCUGCGAGCCAAGCUGCUGUACUAUGGCAAAUAUUACAAUUUGGAUGAGAUGGUGCCUGCUGUGGACACGGACGGCAAGGACCGAGCAGGUGCCAAAGACGGAUGGGGUUUCGUGCGGAGCUGGGGCUGGCGUGCAACGUUGUCUGCGCAAGAUGUUGGUGUGGUCAUUGGUGCCCUGCUCGAGGUCGGGAAGCACGCGCAGGCUUUGGAUCUAGCAUUUGCCGCUAGUCAGGCCAGUCGUGAGAUUGAAGAUGAUGCCGAAGUAGCAGCCCAAGGCGAAGAGUGGGUUGGGCGCUUCUGGGAAGCCUAUGAUGCGCUGGAGAACAUUGACGCUCUCAAAGCGGGCCUCCCAACGGCCCAGUUUCUGCAUCGAGCCAUCUACAGAACCGGCACAUCACUGAUCAACAAGAAACAAAUCAAGCAUUUGCGGGCGUUCCGACUCUGCGUUGUCAAGGAUGGGCCGGAUGUCUCGUUAUUUACCCAUCCUUCGGCGCUGACAAAGCUCUCGCUGUGGAUUGGCGAGGCCCUUGGCGAGCAAGACAGAGAAGCACAUGGAAAACUGUCGCACGGCGGGCGUGGAACACCUUUGGUGGUGGCCAGCCUGCAUGAGAAGCGCGGAGUAUACAUUGUAGUCGGUACAGGCGGUGGCGGCGGACCCGACUCGACCUUUAUGGACAAGGAAGCGGCAAAGCAGCGACAGCGGACUAAAGAGGCCCGGGCAAAGAAGAAGGAGGAAUCUCGUUUGGCAAAGGAGCGCGUCAGGGCGCAAAAGCUAGCAGCCAGGGAAGCCGCGGGAGAAGAGGUGGAUGAGCUGGAAACUGAGUCAGAGGGCUCGGAUGAGGAGGAUGAGGAUGAUUCAGACUCGGAUCAAGAAGAACACGACAAGGGUUACGGGCUGAAUCGAUUCGGCAGCGCGUUUCAAGAAGUGGUUGCCGAGACGAGUGCACGAGUGAGAAUCGACAGUUUUGAGCAUUGCGUGGUUGAAGUCAAGAAGGAAGACUUGGGUGGCUUCCUGGAGAGCCUGAGCAUGAAGGCAGUUGUUGGAUAA